Messenger RNA from Dermacentor andersoni, 3602 nucleotides. RefSeq lists its product as uncharacterized. The record is from RefSeq and is a predicted model, not a curated record. NCBI's taxonomy places the organism in Eukaryota, Metazoa, Arthropoda, Arachnida, Ixodida, Ixodidae.
GCUGCGCAGGUCGUCAUUUGCCAAUGUUAAUUGCUCUAAUACGGCUGGUGCCUGUUUAAAGUCGCGGCUUUCGCUUUGCUGUCCCGUUCAUUUGGGAUCUUCUCGGAGGAGUGUUUGGACGAUGCUCUAUAGAUUAGGUGACCUCUGGCAGAAACCAACAGCAGCGCUACUGGGCCGCUUUGCGUUCGACGUAGUUGGGCGCCAUUAAGUAUUACGGUAGUUUACAAACUUUUAUUCUGCGUUCAUAGCAGUCGGGCUGCACGACAUACCUUCAAGCAAACGCUCAAGCAGCUGUUUAACUCGACUGCAAUAUGGACCGUCUUACACAUGCCGCUGGAAGCAUUUGCUUCAUUCUCCUAUCGAAUUUGGUGAAUGGAGAUGACUUUCUUGAAAAAAUGAGGAAGAAGCAUGCUAAGCCUGCACUCCCUUUUUGGGCUAUCAUCACUAUAAUCCUAAUUUCAUCCGUAUUUGUGACAAGCUGUGUCAUGUUUUGGUGUUUCUUCUACCUAAGAAGACGACAGGCACUGGCUUUGCAGGUAAUGACGCAACCACCGUCGUUGGGUCCAGCUUCAGGUCCAACGGUGUCAGGUGCACCUGCCCAUUCCUACCUAGAAGCAUAUCCUCUCAUACCAGGUGCAUCCACAUCUCUGACUUCACUGAAUACACAGCGGAGGGGCUUUCAAGAAGAGAGAAGUCCUCCAUAUCCCAAGAAUGGACUCUACUCUGAUCACAGCAGUGCUUCCCUGCCCCAGCUACCAACAGCAUCAAUGCCAUCUGUGCCAUCUGCACCACCUCAGCCAUUACCCCCCUAUGACAACUGAACAUACACGGAAUUGCCAUUGCGGCUUAGAGGCUAUGCCAAACUCUGCUGCUGUGUUGGAAGUUGCAAGGUUUGACCCAGAUGGGAGCACAAUGCAAAAAUGCUGCAGUGGUCGUAGCAGAAUGUCCCUGCUACAGCCGCCUACAGCACCAAUGCCAUCUGCCAUUCACAAUCCCGACAUAACAAUUAUGCAGAUCCAUCCAACGCACAUGUUAGAAUCUAUGUGAAGCGAAGAUUUAGUGAAGCGGUUAUUGGUGUGUCAUACGACUAAGUGUGGUUGAUUUUCAUUAAUGCUUAUGCACCGCACAGGCCACAAGCUAUUCCGAAAUGCAAACACCAAAUGAGGCAGAUGCAUUGUGAGACAUUGACCCAGCGAUGUCCCAAUGAUGAAGGCAAUUUAUACUUGUGGACGACAUGUUUCUAAAUACGUUUAGGGAUUCUAUACUCCUUGUGCAGUAGUGGCACAUACCUAUUGCAGAAGCUCGCCCAAGAAUUUGGACAUACCUUGUGGUGCAUAAACAGUGGUACAUACCAAUGGCCCAGGAACGGGGUAGUACAAAUAUAAGAAUAAGAAACUCAAAGGAAGCCAUUAAAUACUGUGCGCUAUUCCAUUAAGAUGCCUGUUUUCUUUAGAGAUACCUAUGAGCUGACAUUAUAUGUGCAGGUUUUGUGCUGUGAUUUAUUGUUUUGUUAUGUAGAGCCGAGAUCCAUUCAUUGGCACUACUUUGUCAGUCAACAGGCAGUGCUAUAUAAGCCAGUUUUCUAGAUCCUAGUUCUCAUGCCUAUCAUGUGAGAAACUGAUGACCGAUCGAUGACUCGCGCCAAACAGCACUGUGUCAAGCAAAAACAGUUUUGCUUUGAAAAUUCCUUGCAUAUUUCUAAGCCGCAUUGCUCAAAACCAUGCCAAAUGUUGUUUUAAGGCAGGCCAUUGAAAGCACCUCUGUAUUCCUGUUGAGCACUCUUUAUCACCAUGAAGUUUGCUCAUUGUCAAUCAUCCCCACAAAUUGGGUCCUUGGAAGUGACACAACGCAGCCUCAAAUCGGGAUCCUUCAAAUUACCCUAGACCACAUAUGCAAGCAGUAUUUAUGGAUGACCCAUAUUUUCAUGGGUGCUCAUCUUGUCAGAGUUGCUUGCAUGGUCUUUUUCUACCCUUUUCAUGCCAGCAGUCCUUUUACCAGCUUGGACAGGUGAUGUCAUUUCUAUUAGAACUUUGCCAAAUCAAAACUUCUUUUUGUAUCCAUUGGCAGCCAUUGUUACAUUGGGUGAGACACUGCUUUUUUUUUCUUUUCACAGCUGUUUUUGUGCUUAUCUCGAAUGCCUUCACCAUCCAGGCACAUAUCUUAGCUUUUUAAGGAAAAAAAAAAAAAGAACCUCUCUAUCUCUGUGUCUGGACUGGAAGGGUAGGGGCUAUACACUGAAACAAUCCCUUGUGACAAUGAUUUCACUUUCCUGAGUUACUUGGUUCAGCACUGUUACGGUGACAACUACCUGAUGACUUAGGUUUCUGCCAUCCUCCUAAUCAGCACAUUCAUACAGUAUGCCAAAAUAACGGUGAUAGAAAGGUAGUAAGCACACCCACAUGCUUUUUUUUCAUCACUGUUACAGUUUUAGACCAUUUGCACACACAUAAGACAACUAAGGUUAUCAUUCUAGAAUGCACUUCCAAUGCCCAAGAUUCUUGUCUGUGUACUAAAGUGAUGCUGACACUGUAGCGACGAUCAUACUGCAGCAGCACCAAUAGUAAUUUACAAGUCCCAAAGCAAUGUCUGACAUUACAAGAAAGAAAAUAGUUAAGAGCAGUUCAGUUACGGCAGUUGUUCCCAUGGGCAAUGACUAUGUCUGCUUUUGCAUGCGCUCUUGGUUGGCGAUGUAAUAAUGUGAUCGUAACAGUUGUCCCUUGAUAUGCACCCUGCACUUCCAAACAUUCCAGAAACUUUUAAAGCAGCUUGAUUGACAUGAAAUAAUAGGGUGCUUUCCAGUUCCAUUAUUUUCUAUCACUGCGAAAUUAACUGUUACAUUUUAAUAUCUCGAAGCUGCACCAUAGGCUAUGAUGGAUGCCAUAGCAAGCAGCAAGUGAACACCAAGGAUCAAUGCGGAACAUCUAGCUCACUUCUGGUUUGUCUCUAAAGCAAAGGACAGUGCCGAAAGCUGAGGGCUGUCAAGUUUGGAAAUGUGAAAGUGAUGCAGCAAUCUUUUUUCCAAGAAUGAGAUAACGACAUGACAUUGGAAGCCUGUCAGACAGAAGUGGGCACAGUAAUUUCUUGCAAAGGGGCCACAUACCAGUCAUCUGUUAUUGAUAAAGGAAUCCUGCACUGCUGUUACCACCUGGCUCUAGAUAAAACGUUUCAACAGGCGGUGGUUCCAAAAGGUUUGUGUGACCAAGUUUCGAAUUUGGACAAGAAACUGCAAUUCUGGCAGCUUGGCAGCCUUUCCUUAAACUGAAAUAGUAUGCGAGCAUUUUUGUAUUGUGGCCCCCAUCAGGAUGCCAGCCCGUAACUUCCUGCUCGGCAACAGUGGUGUGGCCUCUGAGCCCAUGACAAGCCAGUCGCUUUCCUGGUGUUUUAGGUGAUGUCAGUACUUGUUUGGUUUUUGUAAGUGAGUGAUAGUGCAGAUAGUAGGGUUUCCUACUGAACUUAUGGGAGAGAACUCUGGUGCUGUGAUUUUUUGGCUACCAUAGGGAGAAUGGUUAGUACAUGGAUUUGUCUUAUGGUUGUUCUUGCGACUUGAAACGUUCUUGUGGCUUAAUUUACACUUUGUCUGCCUUUAUAGGUACUGUCUGAAA